AUGAGUGUUGAAUUUUCAUCUACUUCGCCUGUAAAAGGAAACUUGCAGGCCGAAUAUCGUCCUUUUACCUGUGACCUUUGCAUGAAGAGUUUCAAGCAGAAACAGCACCUUCACCAACAUAAGAUUUCUCACAAAGGAGAACGUCGAUUCCAAUGCCAACUGUGUGAUAAAAGUUUUCUUCGUAAACAUCAUUUGCAGACUCACAUGGUUGUGCACUAUCGAAGUGAUCCCAGUAAACUCCCUCCAGCAGUUACUUUCCAUUUGUGCACUGAAUGCUCUUAUUCUACUCCAAUGAAAGCCAACCUCUGGAGGCACAUGAGAACUCAUACCGGUGAAAGACCUUACAAUUGCGAGAUUUGCCAUAAGAAUUUUACCCAGCUAAAUGAUCUUCAGCGUCAUAUGUUCACUCAUACUAGUGAUCGACCUUUUAAAUGUAAUGUUUGUGAAAAAGGAAAAAUGGGUAUGAAAAGGAUUUGUCAGUCUGUCCCUCUGUUCUCCUGCCAUCACUGUGCUUACUCAACUCCUCUCAAAGCUAAUUUAUUUCGCCACAUGCUUGUGCAUACAGGCGAGAGACCAUUCAAGUGCAAUGUUUGUAAUAAACAUUUUCGCCGAAACAAUCAUUUCGAAGACGGCUCUCGGAGAAUUGCUGUUCAUCAUUGCAGUGAGUGCUCCUACUGCACAGCAGACAAAAGAAACUUACAGAUCCAUACUCGAACCCAUACUGGGGAGAGAUCUUUUGCUUGCAAUAUUUGUGAGAAGUCUUUCAAACAAUUAUACCAUCUUCAGAGACAUUUGCUCGCACACAGUGGUUUACGCCAGCACGAAUGCAGUUUUUGCCAGAAACGCUUCAUUUUGAAACAUCAUCUUCAGAGAAGAGAGCUGAGUGGAAGUUUCGUUGAAGGUUUAACGUUUCACCUGUGUCCAAAUUGCUCGUAUUCAACUCCACAGAAAGCCAAUUUAUUGAGACACAUGCGUAUUCAUACGAGAGAACGGCCCUAUUGCUGCAAAUACUGUAGGAAAUGUUUCUCUCAGGCUAAUAACCUCCAUCGGCACAUUCUUUGUCACAGUGGAGAACGUCCUUUCAAGUGCAAAUUUUGUGAGAAAGAGACAGAUUGCCUCGAAACUUCCCAUGGAACUAUCUAUACUUGCCCAUAUUGUACAUAUUCUUCUGCAGUCAAAGAAAUAGAUUACUUCGAAACUUACCACCACCUACAUGGAAAUAUCUAUAAUUGCCCAUAUUGUACUUAUUCCUCUCCAGUCAAGGGAAGUUUAUCAAGCCACCUUGCUACUCACAGCGAUGAGCGACCAUUUUGCUGUCAAUUGUGCCCAAAAAGUUUCAAGCUGAAGCAUAGCCUUGAUCGUCAUGCAAAAUGCCACUAUGGAGAACGAUCUUUCAAAUGUGACAUAUGCUCUAAGACUUUCAUUCGAAUGGAUCAUUUGAAGAGACAUCAAGUCAAAAAAUAUAUGGGCAUGUACAAGGAAGCUUUGCCCCCUGCUCAUGUGGCUCACCAAAAGCCUGUACUUUCUAGGCUCGCUGAAUAG
Uloborus diversus is the source of this 1542-nucleotide messenger RNA. Its product is annotated as zinc finger protein Xfin-like. The transcript is spliced from 8 exons. Bases 1 to 1542 code for a protein of 513 amino acids. NCBI's taxonomy places the organism in Eukaryota, Metazoa, Arthropoda, Arachnida, Araneae, Uloboridae. The record is from RefSeq and is a predicted model, not a curated record.